This is a messenger RNA of Astyanax mexicanus (Mexican tetra), 4883 nucleotides long. Its product is annotated as 6-phosphofructo-2-kinase/fructose-2,6-bisphosphatase-like. The record is from RefSeq and is a predicted model, not a curated record. Lineage: Eukaryota; Metazoa; Chordata; Actinopteri; Characiformes; Acestrorhamphidae. The coding region runs from base 1482 to 3008 and encodes 508 amino acids. Gene Ontology annotation, cellular component: cytosol; 6-phosphofructo-2-kinase/fructose-2,6-biphosphatase complex. Gene Ontology annotation, molecular function: fructose-2,6-bisphosphate 2-phosphatase activity; 6-phosphofructo-2-kinase activity; ATP binding. Gene Ontology annotation, biological process: fructose metabolic process; fructose 2,6-bisphosphate metabolic process. The transcript is spliced from 15 exons.
CUGCCCAUUUUCAUUUCAGGGAUACAGGGCUAUGGUUGUAGCGAAACGCUCCUGACGUUGAGAGGUGCUACAGUUAUAUUUCAGUAUGAGAUUAGAUGAGUUGUAGCGUUUAGAAGGUAACAAAUCUCUCAUUGCCCUUUGAGGAUGACAUCCAUCUACAUAGAUGCCAAGGCCACCAAAGCACUGUGCCAGUUUGCUGCGGCUCGAGUGUCGGUUUACAGGGUCGGUAAUGUUCACUCUGUCUGGCAGGUUUUGGGAGGAUCCUGAAAACUGUGGAGUCAGAAGCUUGGCACAGGUCAGUGCCUGGUUGCAUAAAAAUGUUCGAUUCACUUCAAUUACCGUAUUUUUCACAAUAUAAGAUGCACUUAAAAUCCAGAAUGCCAUUCUGCUGAAGUACAGCGUUAUAAAGGAGUUUCAGUUUAGAGACUGAAGCAGCAUUAGCAUUAGCCCCAGCAUUAGAGGUGAGUAUUUUCGGCCUGUAGCCUGCUGCUAACCCCGGCUAGCACUGCUGGAGGAGUAAAAACAUUAGUCAGUACAAUAAAAAAACAAUAAACAGAAUAGUAAAAAAAAUAACAUUGCUGUUUCCGUAAAUGUUUCCUCUGCUGAGAAGCGUUUGUUGGACACGUACAGGUAGCUGCACCGUUAAAAUAGCAAUCUGCCAAAGUCAGAGCUCACCUGACUCUUAAAGGGAAUGAUGAGCAAGAGACACUCUAAAUCAGAUCUUUUAAUGUCAUGGAAAUAAAUGGUUGAAUACUGAUGCAAGUUGGUAUCAUAAAGAUAUUGGUUUUGGCACUCUGGCAGCCAGUAGCACACAGCAUACUCUCAACCGGAAAUGACUGUAUCAGGAACUACAGCAACCCAUGCCUGGACCCAGAUAAAUUUAUAUUUUUGGGGGGUGAUUUUCGAUUAUCCAAUUUACCUGAUCUCCAUGUUUUUGGACUGUGGUAGGAAACCCAAAUAGGGACUUGAACCCAAGACCCCAGUGCUAACCAUGAAACCACUGUUCUGCCCAAAUUUGUAUGCUAGAAAAGGACUACAAUUUACUACAAUUGGCUGUCACUGACUGUUCUACUUUAAAAUCUAUUGAUAUAAGCCCAUUUUUAAUUAUUGUUAUUAAUUUCAUUAGUUUUGUUGUUUAAUUUAAUAAAAAAGAGGGUCUAAAGCUGUGAACAGUCUAUAUAAGAUCUCAUAUCGUGUCACAUUGUUGCAUCCCUAGUUGUGAACUUUGCUUUUAUGACCUGAGCAGUCGUACGAGUGCAGAUUUCUUACAUUAAACUCUGAAUUUCUCAGGUUUACGAUAUUUUUACACCCACCAGGGCCUCCUGAAUGCACUAUAGGGCAGCUCACCUUGGUCAGCUGAUAGUGGAGGCCCACCCCCAGGGCUUAGUCCACUCGUUUUAAAGUUAGCUUUUUGAGGCCAUUGUCGCCCACACGCUCAGUCACACUCGUUUAGUGGACAGUCUGGACAGAUAAACGGCUGCAUGAUGGACGCAGACCCUGAUACCGACCGUUUUGAGGAAAUGCCGGAUCACCUGCAGAGUGGACUCACGCAGAACCCUCUGGAGAAGAUCUGGGUUCCCUGGAUGAGUAGCAGACUGAGCCGGAGAAGAGGCUCGUCUGUGCCGCAGUUCACUAACUCCCCCACUAUGAUAGUGAUGGUGGGGUUGCCAGCCAGAGGGAAAACCUACAUCUCCAAAAAACUCACCCGCUACCUCAACUGGAUCGGAGUUCCUACUAAAGUGUUUAAUGUUGGGCAGUACCGCAGGGAGGCCUGCCAGUCCUACAAGAAUUUUGAGUUCUUCCGUCCUGACAAUGAAGAAGCCAUGAAGAUUCGCAAAGCCUGUGCUCUCUCUGCACUAAAGGACGUGUCUAUCUACUUCUCUCAGGAUCACGGCCAGGUGGCGGUAUUUGAUGCCACCAACACGACCUGUGAGCGGAGAGAGGUCAUCCUGUUCUUCGCCAAAGAGAACGGAUACAAGGUGUUCUUUGUGGAAUCCAUUUGUGAUGAUCCUGAAAUUAUUGCUGAAAAUAUCAAGCAAGUGAAGCUCAGCAGUCCUGAUUAUCUGAACUGUGAUAAAGAGGAGGCUGUGGCAGAUUUCCUGAAGAGGAUCGAGUGCUAUAAGGUCACCUACAUUCCUCUGGACGACGACAAAGACAGGAACCUGUCAUAUAUAAAGAUUUUUAACGUGGGCAGCAGGUACCUGGUGAACCGAGUGCAGGAUCAUAUCCAGAGCAGGAUCGUUUACUAUCUGAUGAAUAUUCACGUCACGCCGCGCACCAUCUACCUGUGCCGCCACGGAGAGAGUGAACUGAACCUGGUGGGCCGUAUCGGGGGGGAUUCGGGGCUGUCCCCCCGUGGAAACAAGUUUGCUGCUGCGUUGGGAAAGUACAUCAGGAGUCAGUGCAUCCCUGACCUGAGGAUCUGGACCAGCCACAUGAAGAGAACCAUCCAGACGGCGGAGGCAGUGGGCGUGACCUACGAGCAGUGGAAAGCCCUGAAUGAGAUCGAUGCUGGUGUGUGUGAGGAGAUGACGUAUGAGGAGAUUCAGGAAAACUUUCCAGAGGAGUUUGCGCUCAGAGACCAGGAUAAAUACCGCUACCGCUACCCUAAGGGUGAGUCGUAUGAGGACCUGGUGCAGAGGCUGGAGCCGGUAAUAAUGGAGCUGGAGAGGCAGGAGAAUGUUCUGGUGGUCUGUCACCAGGCUGUGAUGCGUUGUCUACUGGCAUACUUCCUGGAUAAAAGUGCAGGUGAGCUGCCAUAUUUGAAGUGUCCUCUGCACACGGUGCUCAAACUCACCCCUGUUGCCUAUGGCUGUAAAGUUGAAUCUGUUUUCCUGAAUGUUGAAGCAGUGAACACACACAGAGACAGGCCUGUGUGUGAUGAACCUCAGUGCAGUCAAACACCCCCGUUACGCCACAGCCGCGCCCAGCCAAUGGCCAGUCCUGCCCCAACCAAAGCCCCCUGCUUAGAAGACCUGGGCCUUACUGAGCUUAGUCUGGAGGUAUAAGGAUUAAGAGAAUGUCAGUGUGGACAGGGACGCUGAGGAUGCUCUGGUGACGGUUCCAGACCACAUCUAGAGCUGCACAACGUCCAUGAAGAAGAAAAACACUGGAGUUUUAUCCUCAUCAGCAUCACUGGCUGCUUAAGUUGACUGCUUAAUGAAAUGGCCUUUCUCUGAUUUUAAAAGGGUUUAAAAUUUUUUAAUGAGAUACAGUCAAAACAGAUAUAAUGAAUAUUUGGGGAAUGUUCGCGCUUGUGUUUGUGUGUUUUUUAAAGGAAUCGUUUGGUGAAAAUUCGAAUUUACACUAAACCCAAAUGUAUCUGCACAUCUUAGACAUGUUCGGUGUCUGAAUUUAGCAUUUUUAAGGGUGUUUCCACUCCUGAAAUUCUUGAAAUCUAAGUCCAAACCUACAUUGUUACCUGUUAUAAUUAUAAAAAUAUUAGGAAUCAUUCCAAACCUACAUUAUCACUAAAGUCAGAGCGGUAGAUGCUCUGCACUGUCACCAGGUUUGAUGAAGCUGUUCGUCACUUUUCACUGCUUUCUAUAAUAAAUACACUAAUAACACAAUACAGUACUUUUACUUUCAGUAUUUUAGUACUGAAUUUUACUAUAAACUACUUGCAGUACUGAAGUACAAAAAAUGUUAAAUACUUAAGUACUUCUACUUAAGUGUGGAGCUUAAAAAACACUACAAGUUCUACUCAAGUCUCUUUUUUUAAUAGAGGACAUUAACUUUUACUCAAGUCUGAGUCUCUAGUACUUUAUACAUGUCUGAUUAAUCUACAGUUACAGUAGAAACAGAAUCACCAGCACUGUAAUCUGAUCUACUGCUGCAUGCUGACGCACAACACCACUUUUACUUCUUUUACUUGUUUUACUUUGUCUGUCUGAACCGUCCAAAAAAGUGUUUUCACACUGCAGAUAUAAAGCUAAUUUAGCUUAUAAUUAAUAACAGAAGCUCAUACUCAACUAAUAAACUUGCUUAUGUGGUUUCUGACAGGGUUAGGUAGCUCUGGGCAAAACACACCAAUCAGCCAUAAUUUUUAAAACCACCAACUUGUUUCUACACGUAGUUUUUAUCUAGUUUAAAAUCAUUAAAAUAAAAAUGUGUAUUAGCUAGAACCUGGGGAUACAAUGUGUAUCACAAUGCAGGGCUUAUGAUUCGAUAAAUUGUUCGUGUGAUGUGAUAAUAAAAUAAGAAUAAAAACCUUAAAAGAGAAGGUAUGUCUAAACUGUGAUCCCACUGUGAAACACUGCCAUCUAGUGGUUGGGGUGUAAACACAAACACAAGACAAAAUGAACCACUUCUGACACCAAUUUUUACAUGUGAACAAUACUGUGAUGCUCUAAUACAGUAUAGCGAUGUUUUCACCAAAUUGUUCCUUUACUCACAAUCUAUCGACUAGCACAAGCUGGAUUAGCUGCUGGACUGCUGUGAAACUGGUGCACGAGGGCCGGUGGUUACAGUGCACUGCCAAUAUAAUGAAGAUGCUACCAUCUUAUCUACCUGUACCUACAGUGGUCUGAUUAUAAAAAUCAUCCGCCGCCCGGGCGAGGUGUUUACGUCGGGGAUGUGUGUAAUAAAUAAAUGUUUUAUUCAGUCAGUAUCGUCUGAAACUGUGUGGUGUAAACGCGUAUAAUUAGAAUUAUUGCUGUCAGAGUUUUAAUAUAACGGGUUACACAAACGGCAGGGCCUUGUUUAGCCCCAUGGGCUAAAAGAUUAUUAUGUGAACUACUCUGUAGAUUUAAAUAAAUACUAGGAGUGAUUUCAAGUAGUCGAGUAAUUGUAAUUGUAAUUGUACAUUUAAAGCAAUAGGUUUUAUUUCCUGUUUAAAAAUGUAUUUGCAUUCAUGAAGCAUUAAAAUAUAUCACUUCACUUAC